Molecule: messenger RNA, 1252 nt
Organism: Harmonia axyridis
Lineage: Eukaryota; Metazoa; Arthropoda; Insecta; Coleoptera; Coccinellidae
Product: prostatic acid phosphatase-like
Exons: 3
Coding region: 73-1230 (385 amino acids)
Biological process (GO): dephosphorylation
Molecular function (GO): phosphatase activity
Source: RefSeq, a predicted model, not a curated record
CGUCAUUAAUUGUUAGACUUCUUAUCGAAGUCAUUCGACUUCUGAACAGGCUGACUGAUAGUUCGAAUCAAAAUGUUCCUGAGAAGUGUGUUUUUUGCAAUUUUCUUCCAAAUUUUUUCGUGCACACUCUCCACUGAUGAACUCGUUGGGACGGUUAUUGUUUUCAGGCAUGGAGCGAGAGUUCCUAGACUAUUUCAUCCUAAUGAUCCAUAUCAAAAUAUGUCAUUUUGGCCGGUACCAAUAGGAGAGUUGACAGAGGAAGGUAAACAGCAGGCGUAUGAACUAGGCCAGUGGGCUCGUCAGAACUAUGCAGGUUUUCUGCCCGAAAAAUACGCUUCGAAAGAUUUCUUCGUCUACUCAUCUGGUAUAGGCAGAACUUUGAUGUCGGCAUCUUUAUUUGCUGCUGGUCUCUAUCCAUCUAUAUCUACCAGCAACCUUCCAUUUCAACCCAUACCAAUUCACUCCAAACCACCACAAAUGGAUAACACGAUUCUGUCUGACCAACCAUGUCCAAGACGAGAGUACAUUUUGGAGAAUAUAUUGAACUCGACGUAUUUUAAAAAAAUCGAUGAAGACAACAAAGAAGUUUACAAAUAUCUGUCAGACCACAUGGGCAUGUCCAUCACAUCAUUCAAGGGGUUAAACGCCUACUACGAUACUUUCUUCAUCGAAAAACACAACAACUUGACGUUGCCAGAAUGGACAAAAAAAGUAUAUCCUGAGAAAUUGCGAGAAUUAGCCAUCUACAAUCUUGUAUUUCGAACAUAUAACACAGAUUCCUCUCGAUUAAGAAUUGGUUCUAUGUACAGUGAGAUACUGGCUUACCUAACAUCUUUCACUGGUAAACCAAACGAAUUCAAAUCCGAUUUUGGGAGAGGUAAAAAAGGUAGAAAAAUGAUGGCAAUAUCGGGACAUGACAUCAACAUUGCUGACCUUCUGGGAGUUCUCAAAUUUCCUUUAGACUUUUGGCCAUCUUACAGUUCGACUGUAAUCUUCGAACUGAAGAAGAGGAACAAUGAUGACUUUUAUGUCAGUGUGUUUUAUAAGAAUACCACAGGUAUAACCAAUGUAAACAUAAAAGGGUGUGGAUCAAAAUGUGAAUUGAGCAAAUUCAUACAAUAUGUGGAACCCAUAGUAAUGGAUCCUAAAGACUGGAAACACCAAUGUGUUCUUGAUAAAAAAUAUGUUUAUCAUAUUGAAGAUGAGCCAAAAAUAAGUAGAUAUAUUUAAAUAAAUUGAAUAUAUGAGAAUA